Pyrus x bretschneideri (Chinese white pear) is the source of this 2556-nucleotide messenger RNA. RefSeq names its product AT-hook motif nuclear-localized protein 15-like. The transcript has a single exon. The record is from RefSeq and is a predicted model, not a curated record. Gene Ontology annotation, molecular function: DNA-binding transcription factor activity; minor groove of adenine-thymine-rich DNA binding. The coding region runs from base 1308 to 2276 and encodes 322 amino acids. Gene Ontology annotation, cellular component: nucleus. Lineage: Eukaryota; Viridiplantae; Streptophyta; Magnoliopsida; Rosales; Rosaceae.
AGACAUUGGUUCUCGAUACCUUGUCGGGACUGGCAGACCGUGACGUGUUCCCACUACUCCAUGUGCAGUGCGCACCCACAACCCUGCUCUCUUUCUCUCUCUCUGUAAAAACCCUACAAGGAGAGAUAAACUCCAUUUCUUAAGCUUGCUUGCACACUUCCCCUUACACCUUUCCACCGCCUCUGCCCUCCUCCCGUCAAAUCAAAUCCCCCCCUCCUAGACAACAAAGAUGCUUUUUUCUUCCUGGUGGUUGGUUGUGGUUGGAGAGUCUAGUUGGUGUUGGCUGUAGAGGAGCAAAAGCUCACUCAACUUGGAAGCUCGGAACUUGUAGAGUCAAAAGCCAGAGGGACAAGAAAAAACCUGGCAUCUCUGCAAAACCGCCUUUUUCAUUUUCCUCUCGGAUUAUAUUUUUUUUUGUUUAACAGGUUUAUUAAAGAGAUAUUCGAUGCACGAAUUGUUAUAGUACGCCAGGGAGUGUUGGGACCCUUAACGUACGCUCCCCGCAGCCUUGCAGUAGAGGGAGGGAGGGAGGGAGGGAGAGAGAGAGAGCUGAAAGUACAGAGGAAAAGAAGCCACCUACCAAAAAUACAAAAUCUUAGGUUCGUUUGCUCGUACUAACCAACCCAAGAUUUCCCAUUGAUUGAGACUUGAGAGAAAGCAAAGCAAACCAAGCUCCAAGGAAGAAAGAAGAAAACUAGAAGCUGCUGCAAACUCAAAAGGCUUAUCAGAGAAGUACACAAGGCAUGCACUUUGUGGGUACCCAAUAAUAUACAUACGCGUAUAUAUAUAUAUAUAUGUUACUGUUUUGAGCUCAAAUAUGUGAAUCUUUGGGUAUUUAAGAGGUGGGGUUUGAAGAUUUUUGAGUUUAGAUUUGGUUUUUGAAGAAGUGGGGUUAGGGUUGUUGGGUUUUAAAUGCGGUUUGUUGGAUCUAAUAUUUCUGGGUUUUUAGCUAUUAGGGUUUUCAAAUAAAAAAAGGGAGAUUGGGUUUAGGUGGGUUUUCUAAUAAGGGAUAAGGUUUUUUGGAUUCUAUCUGUGGAUUUGGAGAUUGUUUUGUAAUUUAUUUAUUGGAGAGAGAUCUUUGAAUCUGUUCCUGCAAGUGCAAACAAACAAAGAAGAAGAAGAGGGAGAGAGGUGCAAUAUUAAGGAGAAGAUAAAGAUUUUAUCUCUACCUUCCUUAAUUAGCUUGCUAGGUGGUUGUCGUUGUCCACCCAAAAACAGAAAGAGUGUAAAAACAAGAGCUUGGAUUUGGAUUUUCGGUUCUGGUUUUUUUUAUUGCAUAUUUUACAAGAUUUAAUUAGAAGAAGGCCAUGGCGAAUCGAUGGUGGGCUGGAAAUGUUUCCAUGGGAGGAGGAGGUCAUGUGGACUCAAUCUCCUCGACUCCGCCGUCUCUCCACCUCAGGAACACUGAGGAACAGCUGGACGACCAAAACAACACGACCACUCCCACCAACAGCAGCAGCAGCCCUCACAAGCAGAACAAGAAACACCGCGAAGACGACCGGGACAACAAUGAUCAGGAAGGCGACGAUCAGGGCCCCAACACCGGUAGCGGCAGCCAUGACAGCCUCGAGCCUGGAAGCAGCAACCGGAGGCCGCGUGGCCGGCCGCCCGGGUCGAAGAACAAGCCUAAACCCCCCAUAGUCAUCACCAAAGAGAGCCCCAACGCUCUCCGAAGCCAUGUGUUGGAAAUCAGUAGCGGCAGCGACAUUGUGGACAGCAUUGCCACCUUUGCCCAAAGGCGGCAUAGAGGGGUUUCGGUUCUCAGCGGAACUGGCAUUGUCGCCAAUGUCACUCUCCGACAACCAGCAGCACCAACUGGAUUGAUCACAUUGCACGGAAGGUUCGAGAUACUAUCGAUGUCAGGGGCAUUCCUGCCCUCCCCAUCCCCACCUGGGGCGACAGGGCUGACCGUGUACUUGGCAGGCGGCCAAGGGCAGGUGGUGGGAGGCACCGUGAUGGGAGCAUUGGUGGCUUCCGGUCCAGUGAUGGUUAUAGCAGCUACCUUCACAAACGCGACAUAUGAGAGGCUGCCGCUUGAGGAGGAACAAGGUGGAGAAGGAGGAAUGCAGUUGGAGCAACAACAGCAGCAGCAGCAGCAAUCAGGUGUGAAUUCGGCAGGGACAGGAGCAAAUUCAAGUUCCCAAGGUUUGGGUGAGCAUACUAGUGCAAUGGCUGUUUACAAUUUGCCUUCAAAUUUACUUGCGAAUGGUGGUCAGAUCCCUCAAGAUAUAUUCUGGGGUCCUCCCCCUCCAAGACCCCCUCCUCCAUCUUACUGAGACAACAAAGAUUGAGAGAUCGAGAGAAGGAAGGAGAAAGAAAGAUGCUUGGUCUGAUCACUGACUUGGUUCUUUUUUUGGUUUUGUGAAAAAAAUAUGUUUGACAGCUUUUGUAGGCACAGCAAGCAAAGGUAGGAGGAGGACUAUUUUGUUUAUAUCUUUUGCUUGUGAAAUCUGAAAUCUCUUUAGUUUUGUUAUUAGGUUUUAUUUUUUCUUUCUCAGUAGCUAUGUUUCAAAACCGGUGGAUCGUAUGAAUGUAUUUUGUUCGUCUUUCGCUUAA